Messenger RNA from Helianthus annuus (common sunflower), 2701 nucleotides. RefSeq lists its product as uncharacterized. Gene Ontology annotation, molecular function: nucleic acid binding; zinc ion binding. The record is from RefSeq and is a predicted model, not a curated record. The transcript is spliced from 2 exons. Bases 956 to 2443 code for a protein of 495 amino acids. Lineage: Eukaryota; Viridiplantae; Streptophyta; Magnoliopsida; Asterales; Asteraceae.
AUUUGUUCUUGAAUCAACUUGUGUUUGAAUUCCGCGCUUUCACAAGUUAAGAUUGAUAUCAUUGAGAGAUCCUCACGGGUUUUACAAUUGGUAUCAGAGCCAUUGAAGCCAUUCAAGGGCUCGGUUUUGAUAUCAUUCGGAUUCAAGAAUUUUCAUAUAUUACUGAUCCGGUUUUUGUUGAGUGUUUUUGCAGAAAUAUUUAUUAUAUGUUCUUGACAGAAUCAUCGAAAAAACCACUGAUUUUGGUUUGUUGAUUUCAGUCUUGGUGUUUGCUGAUUUUUCGGGAAUUCGGUGGUCAACAGAUUCAAAGAUUACAAUAUCUUUGAAUUUUGGAAAUUGCUGAAAAGUAGGGAUUGCGAGUAAACAGAUCUUAUCACUUAUUGUUUUGCAGGUUACGACUCGCAAUCACUCAGUUGCGGUUCAUCACGCUCAGUUACGACUCGCAACCAUUGCUGGUUUCGGUUCAUCACGUUCAAUUACGACUCGCAAUCAUUGCUGGUUUCGGUUCAUCUUGCCUCAGUUACGACUCGCAACCAGCAGUUUGAUCUUCACUCGCAACCGUGGUUUCGGCUCAUCCUGUCUUGUUACGACUCGCAACCUCUUCGGUUACGACUCGCAUCCACAGUUGACUUGACUCGCAACCAUCUCCAUUACGACUCGCAACCCAGUUUCGACUCGCAACGACAGUGUGUUACGGACAUUUGGACUGUUGACUUUGGACUUAAUAAAAUCAAUUAAUUAAUUAACUGAUUAAUUAACCAUAUCAUCGAACAACAGUGAACUGUCUGCCCUAACUCAACAACAAGAACUGGACUCAAAGCUUGGAACUACAACACGUAUUCCGAGAUUAACUGAUGCUAAUGACUUUCCCGAGUGGAAGUGGCGCUUUGAACAGCAUCUGAAGGUUAAAGAUUACAAGCUAUGGCGCAGUAUCUUGAGAGGACCUAGGGAGAUUAUGAUGGAAAGUCCUACAGAACCAGAUGUCAAAAUUAAAAAGCCUCGAGAUAAAUACACUGAAGAUGAUUUGCUCAUUGUUGAAGAAGAUGAUCGUGCUCUUUCCUACUUAACUAUGGGUUUAGGUCCUGAUAUUGCUAUUGGCUUUCGCUCCUGCAAAUCUGCCAAAGAAUUGUGGGAUUCUCUGAUUGAAGUGUAUGAAGGAAACGAAGACAUGAAAGAGAGCCGAAGAAACUUGCUGCAACAAAACUUCAACAAUUUCAACCAUAUUUAUGGUGAAACAAUAGAUAAUCAGAUUCAGAGAUUCGUGAAGCUAGUCACUCAAAUGCAAAUGGAAGAGAUUCAUACAACUAAUGCAUCCUCCAAUCGACAACUUCUCAAUGCACUGCCUAAGAGUUGGGAUCAUCAUGUUGCAAUGAUCAAGAAGACAAAAGACUUAGCUAGAUGUACUCUGUCUGAGAUGAUCUCUCACAUCAAGGCAUGCGAACUGGAUGAUAAGCAAAGAGAAACGAAUUACAAGAACAGUAUGCUAGCUGCCGGUUUCUCCAUUGCUCCCGCCUCUUCCAACAACAACAACACAGCCUUACUGUCUCAAGGAGGUUUUCAGAUGUUUCGCAAUAAUUCAUCCGCUUCUCAAAUUUCAGCAAAGGGGCACUCACCUGGAUCCUCAAAUCAAGUUGUUUCCUCAGCGUCUACUGUUACUUCUCCUUCAAUUCAAAAUGCUGGAAAUGUCUCUACUGUCGCUCCUACUUCUGCCUUCGCUGCAAACAACGAAAUGAUAGCCUUCUUCGCCAGUCAAUCAAAAGAAAAACUGGAAAUAGCAGCUUCAGUGAUCAACUGUUUGAAUGCUUUCAUUGCAGGAAAGCUUGAUCCACCAAAGUGGAGUCCUAAUGAUCUGUCUCAGAUUCAUCCAGAUGAUGUUGAAGAAAUGGAUAUCACUUGGCAGAUGGCAAUGGCUGCUUUCAGAGCUCAAAAGUUUGUGAGAAAAACAGGUAAAAACAGGUGGGGAAAUGCAUGGAAUGGAGCUGCUAAAGUGCCCUUUAAUCUUUGUUGUUUCAACUGUCAUGAGGAAGGACACUAUGCUCGUAACUGCCCAAAGCCACUUGUAAACAGAGAUCAAGCUUCUGCAGAAUUAGCGCAACCAGCAACACCUGGUCAACCUGCAACUCCUAAUCGAGAAAGGGCUCUUGUGACCACUACCAGUAUAGCAGAUGCUGAAGCUUCUGGAAGUCCACAGCCGCAAGGAUUAGCACAAGCACUGGUGGUACAGCCCAACAUUCACUUUGAUUGGUCUUCAGAAAUUGAGCGUUUGAACAUAUCAGCUCCAGAGAAUCAAACUGCUACAUCCAACAUUGCUUUCAUGACCUCAAGCGAACAUAGCUCUAAGCCAGAGGAAGAGACUGCAGCUGAUGAUUUUGCAUUCAUGACUCAAAUCCUGUCAGCACCUGUCAAAGGUCUCACGAAAGAAGAGAUGAUAGCUCUGAAGUAAAAUGUGGUGAUGUUCAUGGGAGUGAACCAGUCGUUAUUGCAAAUGUGUCUGAACCUUAUUUUGAACAUUAUUCUGAACCUACUGAGUCUGACAUUGCUUUUACUAAUUCUUUGUUUGCGUCGUUUUCUGCUUUCGUUUCGUCUCGUCUUGUGAGCCUGUUGUUUUGGGCAAAACUGAUAAUGUUUGUGUGGAUGAUUUGAACAAUAAGUGUGGUGAUGAAUGUUUUUCUUCAAAUGCUUGUGAUACUAACAUACCAAA